GUCUCAGGCUAGCUCCUGUUAAAUUUUGUUGUUUUGACAGUAUUUUCUUGAGAUGUUGAUCUGUGAGGAGAAUUAGCAGUCGUCUCAUUAUCAAAUGUAUCCAAUCACUUGUAUGGGAAGUCGUUAUUUUGUGUGAAAUAUUAUCCGGAAUGACGUCUUGCUGGGAAAUACACAUUGUGUAAAUUAGGCCUUGGCUUGAGCUUGAUGUGUGUACGAGUCCAUGCAUAGCCAUCAUGUUGGACUUACAAGCCACCAUAGAGUUUGCGGUCGAGUUGGAGCGCUUCCAUAACAUCGAUCUUUUUCAAAGAGGAUUCUACAAUCUUCAUACUUUUAUCAAGGUUCCUCCAAAGACUCCUCUGAAAUAUGAAGUAUUCCUGCCUAAGAUACCAGCUUUUGAGCUGGUUGCCCCACCCUGCAUCACUCAAGACAACUUGGCGAUUUCUAAGACGUUUCAGAUUCUGUAUAAGAAGGAGGAGGUCCAGCUCGAUGAUUGUAUUCUCUUCAAAGUGUAUCUCUUAGUGGACAGCACAAAGAUCGAGGAGUGCAUCAAUAACGCCAACAUUCAGCUAGGUAUUGAGCUUCACUAUGGAACCAGUGAACAGCCGCCUGUUACUCCUGCUGCCCUUGAACAGGUAAGCAGUCGUACCGUCCUGCUACAUCUGGGUUUGGCUACUGGUCUACACAGUCACAUACCUGUUCUCUUUGACUAUUUCCACCUGUCUGCUGUUUCUAUGACGAUACAUGGCACCAUUACCAGCUUGCAUCAAGCUACUUUCAGCGUCCCUCGAGCUCCUAAGUCUGGUUGGCUGAACAAGAUCUCAGGAGGGAAUUCCCCUGCCAAGCAGCUUCCUAUACCAACCCUGGAAUGUGUGCUCUUUGGCAAUCAGACAAGGCCUCCUCUCAGUGCCAGUGUGGAUAAAUACACAGUAGCUGCCAACAUACUAGCCCAUGCGUACAAGACAUUCAGCAGUCUUUGUCAGCUCCUACUCCGUAUCCGUACUGGCUUGUGUCAAAGCUUCAAUGAAUUCAUCUCAUUCCUUCCUCCAAAUCAACAAUUCUGUGUUGAUCAAUUCAAUGACAGGGAGAGGCUGGAUGUGAUGUGUGAAGUUGUCAGGAAUCUGAACAGCGAGGAGGAGAUUGUUGCAUCAGUAAACACGUCCCUGGCUCAGCUCUCAGGUGAGAUCUGUCUUGUUUGGACCAAGUACAUGGACGUCCUGGUAGGCCAGGAGAGAGUCAGGGUGCAUCUAAGGGAUAAAUACCAUCACGCCAGGGUGCAGCGAUUCUCGGAAGCAUUCUUCACCCUGAGCCACCCGAAGUCCAACUGCCUAGCCUUCAACGAGCUGAGUAGUAUGGGAUAUUCCUCCAUCGUCCAGACCCUGAGGAGCUCAGCCUAUGGGUCAACUCUACCACCUCUAUCCAUUGAAUGCAGUGAGCUGGAUGGAGAUGCAAACUCUGUUCCGAUUGUCUUUGAGGAUCGUUACCGUGAUGAUAUCACAGAGAGCCCUGCAGAAAGGAAACUCAACCUUGAAGAAGUAACAUUGAGCCUAAAGAACCUCACCAAGCAAGGAUCACCUUUCCGCACCACCAAAAGCCGUUCGCCAUUCGCUGAAAGAAGGACUCGUAAAGAGCUCAUUCAGGAUGGGACAGACGGUAGCGUGCGUAGCAAGUCAAAGAAAGGAAAAAUGAAAUCCAUUAAGCAUAUCAAGCCUGAUUUUCUACGAAAGGGCCUUGGCUCACAUUCCAACCAUGGGGGCGCCAUUCCUCGAGACAUCCGAUGCUACGAGAUCAAGAACGAGGCUUGCGCAGGGAUGCAGAAGCGUUCGUCCUUGAAAGAGAGUGGCAAACAGACAUCCCCAAUGCUAUCAGGUGCGGUGCCAAACUCAAUCUCCAUGCCAAUUCUCUCUCCUAGUAUGGGCUCAACGUCCAUGGGUGUGGAUGAGUGUAGUGAUUAUGACAACCUGGAGGAUGGCCGCGUUGCCAGGCCGCUCAGAAGCACUCAGUCAGCCGAAGACAUUCUAAAUGGUAUGCAUGAUGGGCAGAGUGAUGCAAGUACAUGCAGCAUUACAGGUGAUCCUCCGUACGGAAGCAAUCCUCUGUUAGACGCUGUCCUGAACCCUGAGAGGGCUGCACAGGGCACCACUGAAAACAUGGCAUUGUUAGAAACAGAUGACAUUGAUAUCAGUCUGCUAGAUCAUACAGGGCUUUCAGAUCAGAGUGACCAACGCAGGAGUGUCAGGUUGAGCUUCCUGCAGAACGGGGAUCCAAACGAGGACCAGAUCUUGAACAGCCUCUCCAAGUAUCUUCAAAAGCAGAUGACGAUGUCGGAGGCUAACCUUCGGAAGGCGGAACUAGAGGCAGGAGAGGGCAGCUCUCUACUAAGGAGGGAAGAACAAGAUGUGCAAUCGAACGGAGGGGCAAUAGAUAAUGGGGUUGAGAGUUCCACCAAUGAUGAGGAGGUCUUUGAUGACCUUGCCAUCAAUGGAAUCACUUUAGAUGAUGAUGAAGAGUUAGAGGUGGAGGGGGCAACUGCAAUAAUCUCCAAUGUGCAAUCCUCUGCUGUUAUCAAUGGGACACAUGCAGAAUUGAACGGUAAGACUAUACAUGAAGGAGGUGUUCAACAAACCAAUGGCAGUAUUAGAACUCAAAUUGGCUUACAGGAAGUGGAUGGUGCUUCCUGGCCUAGCGGAGCUACAUCGAUGGACGGAGCAGCCGAGAUCGGUGUUAUGGACAAUACUUACGCUAGGAGAGACAUAUCAUCAUCUCGAGAAGGUCUCAUCUGCGAUCAGCCUGAAAGUGAGAAUGCAAACGAUGCAGUAGUUAUCACGGACAUUGAACCCACUAAGAAACAGAGAGGUCAUAAACACAAGAAGGGACCCCAUGAACACAAGCACCACUCCAGCGGUGGAGGGGUGGGGAGCUGCGCUGGCUGUUUCUCUUUCAUCCACUCCUCCGCAUCUCCUUCCAACUCCUUCACUGAGCCAUGUCUCGUGAAACCAGUAUUACCGUUAGAAUCGUCCACCAGUACUUCAUCGUCCAGCGUGAAUGCAGUGGGUCAGAGUAACAGUGUGUCCAGUGCAGGCUCUCAGGAGGGCAUGACUGACGGUGAGGAGCACAGGCCUAAAGAUGGACAAAGCUAUGUGAAUGCCAGAGUCGCGUUCAAGCAGAAGCUUCAUUACCCUGGUCAGAUGUAUUGUGAUCUCCAAGAGAGAGCAUCUCAGCUUCCAUACUUCAGCAUCCCUCCUGCCACCCCGCAUCAAGAGGACGAGGAGCAGGGGGUUGAGGUCCAUCUCAUCAUCUGCGUUCAUGGGCUGGAUGGAAACAGGGCUGAUCUGAGACUGCUUAGGACGUAUCUAGAGCUGGGCUUGCCUGGAGAGAAACUUGACUUCCUCAUGUCCGAGAGCAAUCAGGGUGACACAUUUGCCAACUUUGAGACGAUGACGGACAGACUGGUCCGAGAGAUCGUCUACUAUGUGGAGGUCUUCAGGGUCAAAACGAACAGGGUCAGCUUCAUAGGUCAUUCUCUAGGUAACAUCAUCAUCAGGUCAGCGUUGACCAGACCGGAGCUAGAACCAUUCCUUGGAAAGCUUCAUACUUUCCUUUCCUUGUCUGGACCGCACCUGGGUCAGUUAUACAACAGCAGUACCAUCGUCAAGACAGGUAUGUGGCUGAUGCAGAAAUGGAAGAAGUCCAACUCCUUGUUACAGCUAGCUCUGAGAGACCACACAGACCUCAGACAAACCUUCCUAUACAAGCUCAGUGAAGAUUCAGGUCUGUCUAACUUCAAGCAUGUAGUGUUGGUGGGUUCUCUUCAGGAUAGCUAUGUACCCAUCCACUCAGCCAGGAUAGAACUGUGCAGAGCAGCGCUCAAAGAUAGAUCAUUAUAUGGAUCUGUUUACACGGAGAUGUUAAAUAAUCUCAUGAAGCCCCUGGUCACCAACCCUGAGGUAUCCAUCGUCCGAUACGACGUCCACCACACCCUCCAGACCUCUGCUAACUCGUUGAUUGGCAGAGCAGCUCACAUAGCUGUCCUAGACUCUGAGCUCUUCAUUGAGAAGUUCAUGAUGGUCGCCGGUCUCAACUUCUUCAAAUGAAGACCUCAUCUAGCCCCUGGUCACCAACCCUGAGGUAUCCAUCAUCCGAUACGACGUCCACCACACCCUCCAGACCUCUGCUAACUCGUUGAUUGGCCGAGCAGCUCACAUAGCUGUCCUAGACUUGGAGCUCUUCAUUGAGAAGUUCAUGAUGGUUGCUGGCCUCAACUUCUUCAAAUGAAGACCUCAUCUAGCCCCUGGUCAUCAACCCUGAGGUAUCCAUCGUCCGAUACGAUGUCCAUCACACCCUCCAGACCUCUGCUAACUCGUUGAUUGGCCGAGCAGCUCACAUAGCCGUCCUAGACUCGGAGCUCUUCAUUGAGAA
Strongylocentrotus purpuratus (purple sea urchin) is the source of this 4416-nucleotide messenger RNA. Its product is annotated as protein FAM135A. Lineage: Eukaryota; Metazoa; Echinodermata; Echinoidea; Camarodonta; Strongylocentrotidae. The record is from RefSeq and is a predicted model, not a curated record. Bases 234 to 4091 code for a protein of 1285 amino acids. The transcript has 18 exons.